Closterium sp. Yama58-4 is the source of this 645-nucleotide messenger RNA. Lineage: Eukaryota; Viridiplantae; Streptophyta; Zygnematophyceae; Desmidiales; Closteriaceae. The record is from the annotation of a GenBank genome assembly.
AUGGGGUCACUUCCUGGUGGAGGCGGCGUGGCGGCGGAGAGCAGCAUAGAAGGCGAGGCGCAGCGCAGCGAUGAACGCCGCAAUCACGAGCACGUUGCGCCACGGGCUCAAGCCUGUGAACCCCCGCGCGUCCAGAUACGCUGCACCCCACAUGGGGCAGCACAUGGGGCAGCACAUGGGGCAGCACAUGGGGCAGCACAUGGGGCAGCACAUGGGGCAGCGCAUGGGGCAGCACAUGGGGCAGCACAUGGGGCAGCACAUGGGGCAGCACAUGGGGCAGCACAUGGGGCAGCACAUGGGGCAGCGCAUGGGGCAGCACAUGGGGCAGCACAUGGGGCAGCACAUGGGGCAGCACAUGGGGCAGCACAUGGGGCAGCGCAUGGGGCAGCGCAUGGGGCAGCACAUGGGGCAGCACAUGGGGCAGCACAUGGGGCAGCACAUGGGGCAGCACAUGGGGCAGCGCAUGGGGCAGCGCAUGGGGCAGCGCAUGGGGCAGCACAUGGGGCAGAGCAUGGGGCAGCACAUGGGGCAGCACAUGGGGCAGAGCAUGGGGCAGCACAUGGGGCAGCGCAUGGGGCAGCACAUGGGGCAGAGCAUGGGGCAGCACAUGGGGCAGAGCAUGGGGCAGCACAUGGGGCAGAGUAG